Aspergillus sclerotioniger CBS 115572 is the source of this 1683-nucleotide messenger RNA. Its product is annotated as amidase. The coding region runs from base 1 to 1683 and encodes 560 amino acids. Lineage: Eukaryota; Fungi; Ascomycota; Eurotiomycetes; Eurotiales; Aspergillaceae. The transcript has 8 exons. The record is from RefSeq and is a predicted model, not a curated record.
AUGAAUGCAUCCCCCACCGACUGGCAAACUGUGGGCCAUCGCAAGCGGGACGAAAUCCAAGCCCGUAUUCGUCCUUUCCUACCCGCCGACAACAACUUUCGACCCCCACCGGCAGAGGAACUGCAAGACGCACGAGAAUACGCCCGGGGAUACCUGGACGACACCGAGCUUCACCUGACGGAGGGUCUAACAGCGACGGAGCUGACGGAACGGAUCGCCGACGGGCAGAUUUCCGCCAAACAGGCGGUUGUGGCGUUCUGUAAGCGGGCUGCGAUGGCCCAUCAGCUGACCAACUGUCUGUCCGAGGUGUUUUUCGACGACGCCAUCCGUCGGGCGGAGGAAUUGGAUCGACAUCUGGCCUCGCACGGCCCUGUUGGCCCGCUUCACGGCCUCCCUGUCAGCCUGAAGGAUCAAUUCCGCGUCGAUGGAGUCGAAACCAGCUUGGGUUAUGUGUCGUGGCUGGGCCAGAGGGACACCGAAACCUCCGAGUCCCUGAUUGUCCAGCAUCUCAAGGCCAUGGGGGCCGUGCUGUACGCUAAGACGAAUGUGCCGACUAGUUUGAUGGCCAUGGAGACAAACAACAACAUUAUUGGCUACACUGUCAAUCCCUUUAAUCGAUUGCUCUCGUCAGCGGGAUCCUCGGGCGGCGAAGCAGCCCUUUUGGCCAUGCGAGGCAGCGUCAUUGGCCUCGGCUCUGACUUUUCGGCUUCGGUCCGUCUGCCAUGCAGUGCGCAAGGCUUGUAUGGACUUAAGCCCUCCCAUGGAAGACUUUCAUACCUCCGCGUGGCCAAUAGCAUGGAAGGUCAGGAUCUCAACAACUCCGUCAUUGGCAUCAUGGGUCACGACGUCGAUGAUCUCGCCUUCAUGACGCGUAGUCUGCUGUCUCGGUCUCCGUGGGAAGACGAUCCCAAAGUGGCCCCCAUUCCCUGGACACAGGCUAAAUUCGACGACACAUUGGCUCGAGGAGCCAACCAGCGGUUGACAUUCGGGGUGCUGCGAUGUGAUGGCGUCGUUCAACCUCAUCCUCCGGUGGCUCGCGCAAUCGAGGAGGUUGUACAGGCCCUUCAGGCUUGGGGACACGAAGUAAUUGAAUGGUCGCCACCGAACCACGCCGAGGCUUUUGAUAUUCUGUGGAACAUCUUCACAUCUGACGGCGGCCGUGACAUCCACACCGCACUGCAAGCCAGCGGCGAGGACCCAAUCCCCCAGAUCGCAGCCGUAUACGGCUCCAAACCAGGCCAUCUCCCAAUGAAAUCCCUGCACGAGACAUGGCAGAUCUCCACCCGUCGCAACGACUUCCAGACCUCAUAUCUCCGCUACUGGAAGAGUACCGCGGAGUUGACACGCACCGGCCAACCCGUCGACUUCAUCCUGAUGCCUACCGCACCCACUGCAUCCUUCCGUCCCGGCCAGGCUCUGUAUCCGGGAUACACGGGAGUAGUGAGCAUUCUGGACUUACCGGCCGUGGAUGUCCCAGCUACGCGUGUCCAGGCUAGUCAGGAUGAAUGGCAUCAUCGGGACGAGUUCUUUAACGAUUUCGAUCGACAGAUCUGGAUGCAGUAUGACAAGAACGUGUUUCAUAAUGUUCCGGUGGGAGUGCAGGUCGUGGGACGGAGAUUGGAGGAGGAGAGGGUGUUGGCGGGGGGGCGUCUCGUGGCUGAAUGUUUGCAGAAGGUGAGCUGA